GCGGCCCUGCGGUCGAGGGCGCGGCCCCACCGCCGGCUGCGCUCGGGGGAGCCGCUUCAGCGUGCAGUGCUGCUUUGGAGAUGUAAUGUCUGCUGAACUACAGAAAAAUGAUCAGAAGUCUGCUGCGGUAGUUCUUGAGAUCUGCACCGCUCUGCUCCAGAGCAGCACCACAAUAACCAAACCAGACGCAGGAACAACUCUGGAUGCAACUGUACCAGAAACAGCUACUGUGAGCCCUGAGACUACUAGCUUCAACAGCACCAAAAUCCCAGAUGUGGCCAGCAGCGGACCCAGCAUGAGCGCCAUGCUGCUGUCCUUUGGGAUCAUUACUGUGAUUGGGUUGGCUGUAGCUAUGGUUCUGUAUAUCAGGAAGAGAAAGAGGUUGGAGAAGCUACGACACCAGCUCAUGCCAAUGUACAACUUUGAUCCCACUGAAGAACAGGAUGAACUGGAGCAGGAGCUCCUUGAACAUGGGCGAGAUGCAGCAUCUUCCCAGGCAUCACAGAGCAAGUUCCAGGAGCAGGAAUUCUUCCCAACAUGCCUCAGUUUUCACAUACUUGACACUUUCAGGUUCUGCUGACGAGCCAAGGAGCCCUCCAAAGACCCAGCCGUCUUGUGUUCACAGACGUUGCCAAUGCCAUUAAUGCAUGAACAGU
This is a messenger RNA of Lagopus leucura (white-tailed ptarmigan), 656 nucleotides long. It is a transcript of the gene CUNH3orf18, whose product is annotated as chromosome unknown C3orf18 homolog. NCBI's taxonomy places the organism in Eukaryota, Metazoa, Chordata, Aves, Galliformes, Phasianidae. The record is from RefSeq and is a predicted model, not a curated record. Bases 86 to 580 code for a protein of 164 amino acids. The transcript is spliced from 7 exons.